Mytilus californianus (California mussel) is the source of this 366-nucleotide messenger RNA. RefSeq names its product keratin-associated protein 19-2-like. Lineage: Eukaryota; Metazoa; Mollusca; Bivalvia; Mytilida; Mytilidae. Bases 1 to 366 code for a protein of 121 amino acids. The record is from RefSeq and is a predicted model, not a curated record. The transcript has 2 exons.
AUGAAGCUCGCCAUUGCUCUACUUUUCCUUUUGUCAGCCGUGUGCACAAACGCACAUCUUCUGUGUAAUGGCAAGGGUUGUGGAUAUGGAUAUGGGAGUGGUGGCUUGGAUGGCGGAUAUGGUUUAGGAUAUGGCGGAGGAUAUGGUUUAGGAUAUGGCGGAGGAUAUGGUGUAGGAUAUGGCGGAGGAUAUGGUUUAGGAUAUGGCGGAGGAUAUGAUGGAUUGAAUUUAGGUCUUAUCGGAGGAUAUGGUGGAUUAGGUUUAAGAUAUGGAGGAGGACUUGUGCCCGGUGCCGGACUUAUUGUGAAUGGUGGCGGACUUUCAAUUGCUGCAGAUAGCUGUAAAAUGCAAUCAGCUGAUAAUUGA